CCCCCAAAUGUCAGAACAGUACAGAUAUCCCCCAAAUGUCAGGACAGGACAGAUAUCCCCCAAAUGUCAGGACAGGACAGAUAUCCCCCAAAUGUCAGGACAGGACAGAUGUCCCCCAAAUGUCAGGACAGGACAGAUAUCCCCCAAAUGUCAGGACGGUACAGAUGUCCCCCAAAUGUCAGGACAGGACAGAUAUCCCCCAAAUGUCAGGACGGGACAGAUAUCCCCCAAAUGUCAGGACAGGACAGAUGUCCCCCAAAUGUCAGGACAG
Staurois parvus is the source of this 271-nucleotide messenger RNA. NCBI's taxonomy places the organism in Eukaryota, Metazoa, Chordata, Amphibia, Anura, Ranidae. The record is from the annotation of a GenBank genome assembly.